ACAACCCAUCUUACUCUUACCAGUUUACCAACCCCACCAACGACUGUCCUUGACUAGCCACUCCCACCUCCGUCUACUCAUUUAACACCAAACCUUAUCGCUUCGACAGCAGCAGCGCAGAAAGGUGUGUCAAUGGAGUCUGGCAAUGUUACGCUUGCUUCUUCUGCCGAUCAUCUGCAAAUUGGAAGUGGUGGAAUUAGGAAGAAUUCGACCUUGAUUUGUGUUCCAAUAAUGGCGGAUUCAGUUGGUGAGAUGGUGAUUGAUAUGGGGAAAGCUAAAGCUAGUGGUGGUGAUCUGGUGGAGAUUAGAUUAGAUAGUUUGAAGAGCUUCAAUCCUUACGAGGAUCUGCAAACUGUAAUCAAAGAGAGUCCAUUGCCGACUCUGUUCACCUACAGACCAAAAUGGGAAGGUGGCCAGUAUGAUGGUGAUGAAAAUGAGAGAUUGGAUGCACUGCGGUUAGCCAUGGAGUUGGGAGCUGAUUACGUUGACGUAGAGCUUCAGGUUGCUCGUACAUUCAGUGACUCCAUACGAGGGAAGAAACCUGAAAAAUUCAAACUUAUUGUUUCUUCUCACAAUUAUCAAAAUACUCCAUCUGUUGAGGAUCUUGGUAACCUUGUGGCAAGAAUACAAGCAGCUGGAGCUGAUAUAGUGAAGAUUGCAACAACUGCAGUGGACAUUUGUGACGUGGCUCGCAUUUUUCAAAUAACAGUCCAUUCCCAAGUACGCUGCGUUCCAAUAAUUGGAUUAGUUAUGGGCGAGAGAGGUUUAAUUUCCCGGAUACUUUGUGCCAAAUUUGGUGGUUACCUCACUUUUGGUACCCUUGAGUCAGGAAUAGUUUCAGCUCCUGGUCAACCAACAAUCAAGGAUUUGUUGAAUCUAUACAACCUCAGAGAGAUAGGACCAGAUACAAAAGUAUUUGGAAUCAUUGGAAAACCUGUCGGCCACAGCAAAUCACCUUUAUUAUACAAUGAAGCGUUUAAGUCAGUUGGUUUCAAUGGGGUUUUUGUGCAUUUGCUAGUGGAUGACCUUGAACAUUUUCUUCGCACUUACUCAUCCACAGACUUUGCUGGAUUCAGCUGUACAAUUCCUCACAAGGAGGCUGCUGUGAAGUGCUGUGAUGAAGUGGACCCAGUUGCCAAGUCAAUAGGAGCUAUUAAUUGCAUAGUGAGGAGAGAAAGUGAUGGAAAGCUGUUUGGUUACAAUACAGACUAUGUUGGCGCUAUUUCUGCCAUUGAGGAUGGUUUACGAGGUUCGCAUAACAUCAGUGGUGCAGCUGGUUCACCCCUAUCCGGUAAAGUGUUUGUGGUCAUUGGUGCUGGAGGUGCUGGGAAGGCACUAGCUUAUGGUGCAAAAGAAAAGGGGGCAAAGGUUGUGAUCGCCAAUCGUACUUAUGAGCGAGCCAGAGAACUGGCAGACACAGUUGGUGGAGAUGCCAUAUCGCUUGCUGAUUUAGAUAACUUCCAUCCAGAAGAUGGUAUGAUUCUUGCAAACACAACAUCUAUUGGAAUGCAGCCAAAAGUAGACGACACGCCUGUAGCCAAGCAUGCUCUGAGGUAUUACGCACUCGUUUUUGAUGCGGUUUACACCCCCAAAGUAACUAGACUCUUGAGGGAAGCAAAAGAAUCUGGGGCUGUGACUGUAUCAGGUGUGGAGAUGUUCAUUGGACAGGCAUAUGGGCAGUAUGAGAGAUUCACUGGAUUGCCUGCGCCUAGGGAAGUAUUUAUGAAAACUAUGGCAAAGUACUAAUAACAAUUGGACAGUCUUGUAGCGGACAUUACGCUUCAUUGUGGCUCAAUAUCGAGCUGUUUUCUUCAACCCCAUAAUUUGGGGACCUUUUUUUUUUCCCUUUUCUUUGGUAUCCUUAUUUGGUGAGGGGUGUUGGAGAUGUAAUCUAUUCUUUUGUAUUAUUCAGUGAAAAAAAUAUGAAACUUGUUGGGUUGUUCAAGUACUGCAUCUUUUACCAUUUCACGGCAUGUGAAGAACAUAUUAUUGCUUUUCUGCUCCAUGGAAUGCCCAAUUAGACUGGCUUCAGCUUUUGCUUUGUGAGUAUAUGAAGAGUGAAUUGUAGCCCCUUCA
Tripterygium wilfordii is the source of this 2076-nucleotide messenger RNA. Its product is annotated as bifunctional 3-dehydroquinate dehydratase/shikimate dehydrogenase, chloroplastic. Gene Ontology annotation, molecular function: shikimate 3-dehydrogenase (NADP+) activity; NADP binding; 3-dehydroquinate dehydratase activity. The transcript has 11 exons. NCBI's taxonomy places the organism in Eukaryota, Viridiplantae, Streptophyta, Magnoliopsida, Celastrales, Celastraceae. The record is from RefSeq and is a predicted model, not a curated record. Gene Ontology annotation, biological process: shikimate metabolic process; chorismate biosynthetic process. The coding region runs from base 133 to 1746 and encodes 537 amino acids.